AUGGACGCCCCGGCCAAACUGCAGAGCAUGGGCCCGACAUCACCCGCUGUCGCCGAGGACACCGCCAUCUUGCUGGCGGCUGGCAAGAUCUGCAUGACCGUCCUCGCCUCCUCACCUGCUGGCACUCGGUUGAGAGACACAUAUUACUGGAUUAUCAUCUCCUUCUUCUUUGCCAUCCAGGAGAUCAACUGGAAUCCCAGGCUCUUGCCCAACAUCUCCCUGGGCUACAACAUCUAUGGCAGCUUCAAUGAUGCUAGACUGACAUCCGAUGCAGCCAUAGACCUGCUCUCAACAAGCCAGGCCCAUGUUCCCAACUACAACACCAUCCAGGCUAUGGCCCAUGCCUUGGAUGUGGCUUUUACCACCAAAUUCAAGAGACUGCAGAAGGAAAGAGAACACAGGCUGAGCAUGCAAGGGCUUCAGCCAUGGCAGCAGGCCAGGUGUGUGGAGAGCUGUCGCUCGGGAUCCUUCAAGGUGGCUCGGGAAGGAGAGCCCGUUUGCUGCUAUGACUGUGCUCCCUGUGCGGAAGGGACCAUCUCCACUCAGGAAGAUGCAGAACAUUGCAUGAAGUGUCCAGAAGACCAAUAUCCAAACAAGGCCCGUGAUCAGUGCAUCCUCAAAGUCAUCACCUUCCUGUCCUAUGAAGAACCUUUGGGGACCUUCCUCACUUGCUUGGCCCUACUUUUCACCAUCACCACAGGAUUUAUAUUAGGAAUCUUCAGGAAAUUCCAAGAAACCCCUGUAGUCAAGGCCAACAACCGAGACCUUUCCUACAUCCUUCUUGUAUCCCUGCUGCUUUGCUUUCCAUGCUCGUUUCUCUUCAUUGGUCAGCCAAGAUGCAUCACCUGCAUUUUCCGUCAAAUGGCCUUCAGCAUCAUCUUCUCAGUGGCCAUCUCUUCCCUCCUGGCAAAAACUGUCACUGUGGUACUGGCCUUCCUGGCCACUAUGCCAGGAAACAGGGCAAGGAACUGGUUGGGGAAGAGCUUGGCCAUCUCUAUUGUCAUCUCUUCUUCCAGUAUCCAACUUAUCAUCUGCACCAUCUGGCUGGGAAUUUCUCCCCCAUUCCCUGACUCUGACAUGCACUCACAGACUGGCCAGAUCAUUCUGCAGUGCAACGAAGGCUCUGUGGCCAUGUUCUAUGCUGCCCUGGGCUACAUGGGCUUCCUGGCUGCCGUCUGCUUCACAGUGGCCUUCCUGGCCAGAAAGCUGCCUGGGGCCUUCAACGAGGCCAGGCUGAUCACCUUCAGCAUGCUGGUCUUCUGCAGCGUCUGGGUGUCCUUCGUGCCCACCUACCUGAGCACAAGGGGCAAGUACAUGGUGACCGUGCAGGUCUUCUCCAUCUUGGCCUCCAGCGCUGGGCUGCUGGGCUGCAUCUUCCUGCCCAAGUGCUGCAUUAUUCUAGUGAGGCCUGACCUGAAUACCAAGGAGCAUCUCAUGGUGAAGACCAAGGGCUGA
Varanus komodoensis (Komodo dragon) is the source of this 1455-nucleotide messenger RNA. RefSeq names its product vomeronasal type-2 receptor 26-like. The transcript is spliced from 5 exons. Gene Ontology annotation, cellular component: membrane. Gene Ontology annotation, molecular function: G protein-coupled receptor activity. Gene Ontology annotation, biological process: G protein-coupled receptor signaling pathway. The record is from RefSeq and is a predicted model, not a curated record. Bases 1 to 1455 code for a protein of 484 amino acids. Lineage: Eukaryota; Metazoa; Chordata; Lepidosauria; Squamata; Varanidae.